Penicillium waksmanii is the source of this 1083-nucleotide messenger RNA. RefSeq lists its product as uncharacterized. Bases 1 to 1083 code for a protein of 360 amino acids. The transcript has a single exon. The record is from RefSeq and is a predicted model, not a curated record. Lineage: Eukaryota; Fungi; Ascomycota; Eurotiomycetes; Eurotiales; Aspergillaceae.
AUGUCUCGACGUCUGAGUGAGGCUUUUAUGAGCUGUCUUCGCUGCCUGGGCAAUUCAACAACUUGCGGCUGCUUUGGCGACAACUCCAGUGAUGAAGAGCAGGGUGCCAUACCUCUCGCGGAAAUAAAUCCAGCACCUGCACAAUCUGCCCCAGUCGCUGCAGGAGCAGCUACAGCCGAGGGCUCACAUCAGCAGCCAGAGCCACAGACUCCAUUGCAGACAUCUCCUGCCCAGCGCCAAGCUGCUGCCGAGGCGGCACCUACUACAACACCUACUCAGCCGAUAGCAGGCCCUUCAGGAUCUCGUCCUGGGCCAAGUUCGCCGACUCGGAAUCUAGGUAUACUCGAAGCUGCGUUCGAGGCGACCCCUCGCCCUUUCGAGGAGGUCCUCGGCUCUUGUGACCCUGCUAAUAGACUACAACAAUGGCUGAAAGCACAUGACCCUAUUUUUGACGAUGAUCCUGCUCUCGCACAUCUCAAGUAUAACAAGUUCCAAAAUGUCGGAGCCCAACGGCGGCGAUGGAUGGAAGAUGCUAAUGAAACAGGUUGUCCUGUCCAGAUUUCUACGUUGACAUAUGACUAUCUCCAACAGAAUCAUUAUCGGUUUGGCGAACCCACGGCCCAAAAUAUUAACAGUUUACUUGAGGAUCAGGUAAAGGAACUUGGGCUUCCCGAUGAGUUCAGUUCUGAUGCGGGAUCUCAAUUUCAUAUUGAUCUUUCUAGUGAUUCCGAAUCCGAUCAGGAUACGAAAUCUUCUGUGUAUCUGCGGUUUCAAUGCGGUGAAAUGACCGAAGACUUCAAUUGGGUUGGCAGCACCGGUCCAGGGGUGAUCGUUAUUGAUGCUGCAUAUAGAGAGCCUUUGUCAGCCACUCCACGCACAGCAUAUGUGACUAAAGCUAUAUACGAAUAUAAGUUUUCUCUUCAGAGUUCAAAGCAUGUGUUUGUUACCCGUGUCCUGAAUGUUAACACAGGGCGCUUUGUCAGUGAACGCCUGUACACCGAAAACAACAAUCUCACUUGGCCGGCAGACGACGCAGAGAAAAAGGAUUUCCCCCCCUAUUGCAUGGGAAAAUGGCACGGCUGA